GAGGGGGCAUGGCCGGCGGCACGGCACGGGGCGGGUGGCAGCAGCGGCGGCGCCGGGGCCGGAGGAAAGCCCCCAGCCGGUGAUCCCGUUUUCCCGAGCGGCUCCCCCCGCCCCCGGGCCCGAGGGAGGGCGAAGGAGGGCCCCGAGGCCAUGCCAGGCUCUCCCGGGCCCGCGUAGCCCCGCUGCCGCCCCCGAGAAGAGGAGGAGGAGGAGGAGAGACAGGCUGGCACCAUGGGCCCGGGCAGUGCCCUCCGUGCCCGGGGGAUGAACGCACCGCCAUGGACGGCCCGGCCCGAACAGACCCCCUGAGCCGGGGCCUGCUCCCGCAGCCGCCCAGCACAGAGCCCGGGGGGCACGGAGGUGCCAGGAUGGGGGUGGAGGGCUACUCCUCCUGCCCCCCGCAGCCUCCCCACCUACUGCCCGGGCCCUGCGAGGCGGCGGCGGGCACCAGCGGGGGCGGGUCGGUGCCCCCCGGGGCCGGGGGCUUCGCCCCCUCCUCCGCUGCCAGCCCCAUGCGGGAGGGGCGCGGUGGGCAGAGCGGAGGGCACCUGUGCCCGCUGCAGAGCGAGGGAGCCGCAGUGCUGGUCGCCAAGGAGUGCCCGCUGUUGGCAUGUCGGGGCAGCCGGCCGGAGGGCCCCAAGAGGAGGCGGUCGGACGGCGGUGAUGCCCAGGGACAGGGCACCCAGGCCAAGAGGUGCCAGGCCGGGCCCACCCCGGCCGAGCGGCUGGCCGCGGACUACAUCGUGCCCUGCUUGAGGUACUAUGGCAUCUGCGUGAAGGAGGGCUUCCUGGGGGCGGCCCUGGGCACGCAGGUCCUGCGCGAAGUGGAGGCCCUCAACCGACAGGGCCGCUUCCGAGACGGCCAGCUGGUCAACCAGAGGGCCAUCCCCUCCCGGAGCAUCCGCGGGGACCAGAUAGCCUGGGUCGAGGGGCACGAGCCCGGCUGCCAGGGCAUCGGUGCCCUCAUGGCCCGGGUGGACGAGGUCAUCCUGCACUGCGCUGGACGCCUCGGAGGCUACGUCAUCAACGGCAGGACCAAGGCCAUGGUGGCGUGUUACCCGGGCAACGGACUGGGCUAUGUGCGGCAUGUGGACAACCCGCAUGGGGAUGGGCGCUGCAUCACCUGUAUUUAUUACCUGAACCAGAACUGGGACAUUAAGGCCCACGGAGGUUUGCUGCAGAUCUUCCCAGAAGGGCGGCCGGUGGUCGCUAACAUUGAGCCGUUGUUUGACAGGUUGCUCGUCUUCUGGUCCGACAGGCGCAACCCACACGAGGUCAAGCCCGCCUACGCCACCAGGUACGCCAUCACCGUCUGGUAUUUCGACGCCAAGGAGCGGGCCGCGGCCAAAGACAAGUACCAGCUAGCCUCGGGCCAAAAGGGCGUCCAGGUGGCCGUGUCCCAGCCAAGCCAGCCCAUCUAACGUAGACAGACGGAUGGACAGAUGUCACCCCCUUCUUCCUCGCCCCCCGCCUCCUGGGCCGCUACCUGGCCGUGCGGCUCGGACCGGUGCCACCGCCUCCUCUGCCUCCUCUUUCACCCGGGCCGCACCCGCCUCUGCCCACCGUGGAGAGACAAGGGCCAGGAGAAGCGGGAGCUCGCCGCCGGCGGGGAAGGGACCCUAACCCUUUUUGGAACUGAAGGGAGUGGGAGGAAGGUGAAGACAGACAUCUAGAAGGGAGGGGUCCUGCUCGGUCUCUCCCUCCAUCCCCUCAGGCCGGUGCCAGGGUAUAGGCCGACAUGUCCCCCGGGUGGGACGGCGGGGUCCGGCGCUUCUCCGGGGGGGCGGGACUGGAAGCCUCAGGGUCGGGCGGGUCAUGGCCUCUUGCUGGCAAAGUGGGGGGCAGCACCCCCACUCCUCCAGCCUGGAAUGUGAAGUGACCCGUCGCCCCGACUGAACCGUGCCCCCCUCCACGGAAGGCGGGCCCGGAAUGUGCAUGGACGGCCUGCCGUGGAAUUAAAAGUUUACCUCAUGGA
Molecule: messenger RNA, 1975 nt
Organism: Tachyglossus aculeatus (Australian echidna)
Lineage: Eukaryota; Metazoa; Chordata; Mammalia; Monotremata; Tachyglossidae
Gene: EGLN2
Product: egl-9 family hypoxia inducible factor 2
Exons: 6
Coding region: 279-1421 (380 amino acids)
Biological process (GO): cellular response to hypoxia; peptidyl-proline hydroxylation to 4-hydroxy-L-proline
Cellular component (GO): nucleus; cytoplasm
Molecular function (GO): L-ascorbic acid binding; ferrous iron binding; peptidyl-proline 4-dioxygenase activity
Source: RefSeq, a predicted model, not a curated record